AUGCUCAAGACGGUGCGGAGGAAGCGCAGCAUCGCGAGGUGGAGAACACUGGAAACGGUCUUCGAGGGCUAUGUACGGAAGCUCGAGAAGAAUAGCCGCCAGGCGGGUUUCUACAGGCACCUGAAGAUGAUCGACGUCGAAGGCAAGAGGUUGUUCACCUCUCAGAAUAUCAAGGAUGUUGACGGCAAGGUCCUUCGGGACCCCACGUUUAGUCGCCAACGGUGGGCGCGGUGGUUCCAUAAGCUUCUCAACACCAAGACGCCGACCAUCGACCUGCAUGAGGCUGACAAGGUCAAGCAGUGGCCCACGUGCAUGCCACUCGACGACAUCCCAUCUCUACUCGAGGUUGAGGAAGCGGUACGUGAAAUGGCCAAUAGAAGAGCCGUCGGGCCGGAGGACCUACGGGCUGAGCUAAUCAAGAUUUUCCUGGACGGAGAUCAACGUCUUCUUCGCGAAUUCCACGCCAUCGUCGUGGACGUGUGGCAGACGGGNGAGUCCGAACGGACGACGGGCAGGAUGCAACUUGGCCCCGCUGCUGUUCAACUUGUUAUUUUCCGCGAUGCUCAUGGUCACUGUAGCCGAGUUCGACAAGGACUCCAAGGUGACGGCGGACAUGGUCAAGAUCGNAUGCUCUACGCUGACGACGCGGCCAUCGUCUCGCUCACGCCGGAGAGCCUCGAAAAGAUGAUGUCCAUCAUCGUGCGCGUGGCCGGCCUGUUCGGACUGAUGGUAUCGGAGCCAAAGACGGAGAUCAUGUGCAUGCUGCCGAAAGGGAUCGAGGAACGCCCGUUUACGGUCAGCGCCGCCGGCCAGACUUACAAGCAGACAGAUCAGUUUGUGUACCUCGGACGUACCAUCUGCGCGGAUGGGCGACGGGCCGACCGCCAGCUCAAGAUCCGGCUACUNCCAUCUCUACUCGAGGUUGAGGAAGCGGUACGUGAAAUGGCCAAUAGAAGAGCCGUCGGGCCGGAGGACCUACGGGCUGAGCUAAUCAAGAUUUUCCUGGACGGAGAUCAACGUCUUCUUCGCGAAUUCCACGCCAUCGUCGUGGACGUGUGGCAGACGGGGGACAUACCACAGCAGUGGAAGGAUGCCACCAUCAAAGUGCUGUUCAAGAAGGGGGACACCAUGGAGUGCGGAAACUUCCGGGGCAUCUCUCUCGUCGUACAUACCGGCAAGGUACUGCUUAAGGUCGUCGCUACACGACAGAGCCACUACUACGAGCGAGAGGGCGUCCUCCCGGAGGAGCAGAGCGGUUUCCGCCCACACCGGUCGACGCUCGACAUGCUGUUCGCCAUCCAGCGGCUCCAUGAGCUCGCGAGGAAGAAGAGUACUGCGGUGUUCGCGUGCUUCGUCGACCUCACCAAGGCAUACGAUUCGGUAGACCGAGACCUAUUGUGGGACGUGCUCCGACGCUUCGGCGUGCCCCCGAAGAUGCUGGCGGUCAUUCGCCACUUCCACGAGGGCAUGAGGGCGCGGGUUCGAACGGACGACGGGCAGUACUCGGAAUGGUUCGACGUGGGCCAAGGCCUCCGACAGGGAUGCAACCUGGCCCCGCUGCUGUUCAACUUGUUCUUUGCCGCGAUGCUCAUGGUCGCCGUGGCCGAGUUCGACAAGGACCCCAAGGUGACGGCGGACAUGGUCAAGAUCGGGACACAAGUGGAGUACACGGGCAAGAAGGGCAGGUCGGCGGGGAAGAAGACGACGGUGGUGACGGACGCGGAGGCCUUGUGGGCCAUGCUCUACGCUGACGACGCGGCCAUCGUCUCGCGCUCGCCGGAGAGUCUCGAGAAGAUGAUGUCGGUCAUCGUGCGCGUGGCCGGCCUGUUCGGACUGAUGGUAUCGGAGCCAAAGACGGAGAUCAUGUGCAUGCUGCCGAAAGGGAUCGAGGAACGCCCGUUUACGGUCAGCGCCGCCGGCCAGACUUACAAGCAGACAGAUCAGUUUGUGUACCUCGGACGUACCAUCUGCGCGGAUGGGCGACGGGCCGACCGCCAGCUCAAGAUCCGGCUACUCCAGGCUGAAGAGGUGGAGACUCUCCUGUAUGGGUGCGCCUCGUGGAGUCUAACAGCGGAGCACUACACGAAGCUCAAUGGGACCCACCGCCAGUUCCUGACACGGUGCAUCAGCUGGAGCAAGCGGAAACGCUCAGACCGCCCCCUGUCCUAG
Ectocarpus sp. CCAP 1310/34 is the source of this 2169-nucleotide messenger RNA. The record is from the annotation of a GenBank genome assembly. Lineage: Eukaryota; Phaeophyceae; Ectocarpales; Ectocarpaceae.